Molecule: messenger RNA, 4006 nt
Organism: Dipodomys spectabilis (banner-tailed kangaroo rat)
Lineage: Eukaryota; Metazoa; Chordata; Mammalia; Rodentia; Heteromyidae
Gene: Ipo9
Product: importin 9
Exons: 24
Coding region: 7-3132 (1041 amino acids)
Biological process (GO): protein import into nucleus
Cellular component (GO): cytosol; nuclear envelope
Molecular function (GO): small GTPase binding
Source: RefSeq, a predicted model, not a curated record
GCGAAGAUGGCGGCAGCGGCAGCAGCUGGUACGGCCUCGGGGCUGCCGGGUCCGGUCGCACAGGGACUGAAGGAGGCGUUGGUGGAUACGCUCACCGGGAUCCUGUCCCCGGUGCAGGAGGUGCGGGCGGCGGCGGAGGAGCAGAUCAAGGUGCUGGAGGUGACGGAGGAAUUUGGAGUUCACUUGGCAGAGCUGACCGUAGAUCCCCAGGGGGCACUGGCAAUUCGUCAGCUGGCAUCAGUCAUCUUGAAGCAGUAUGUGGAGACUCACUGGUGUGCCCAAUCAGAGAAAUUUAGGCCUCCUGAAACUACAGAAAGGGCAAAAAUUGUUAUCCGGGAGCUCUUGCCCAAUGGGUUGAGAGAAUCAAUAAGCAAAGUGCGCUCCAGUGUGGCCUAUGCAGUGUCAGCCAUUGCCCACUGGGACUGGCCUGAAGCCUGGCCCCAGCUCUUCAACCUGCUCAUGGAGAUGUUGGUGAGCGGAGACUUAAAUGCUGUCCAUGGAGCCAUGCGAGUGCUGACAGAGUUCACCCGAGAAGUAACAGACACACAGAUGCCACUUGUUGCUCCUGUCAUUCUUCCAGAGAUGUAUAAGAUCUUCACUAUGGCUGAGGUGUAUGGUAUUCGAACUCGUUCUCGAGCUGUGGAGAUUUUUACCACUUGUGCCCAUAUGAUCUGUAACAUGGAGGAGCUGGAAAAGGGAGCAGCAAAAGUCCUGAUCUUCCCCGUGGUACAGCAGUUCACAGAGGCCUUUGUCCAGGCUCUCCAGAUGCCAGAUGGCCCCACAUGUGACAGUGGCUUUAAGAUGGAGGUUCUAAAGGCAGUGACAGCCCUGGUGAAAAACUUCCCCAAGCACAUGGUGUCCUCCAUGCAGCAGAUUCUGCCUAUUGUUUGGAACACACUCACCGAAAGUGCUGCUUUUUAUGUGAGGACAGAAGUAAAUUACACAGAAGAAGUAGAAGAUCCUGUGGAUUCUGACGGUGAAGUCCUGGGCUUUGAAAAUCUCGUCUUUAGUAUUUUUGAAUUUGUCCAUGCCCUACUAGAAAAUAGCAAAUUCAAAAGCACUGUUAAGAAAGCCUUGCCUGAGUUGAUUUACUAUAUUAUCCUGUACAUGCAGAUCACUGAGGAGCAGAUUAAAGUAUGGACCGCCAACCCUCAACAGUUUGUAGAAGAUGAAGACGAUGAUACUUUCUCCUACACUGUUAGGAUUGCAGCUCAAGACCUGUUGUUGGCUGUGGCCACGGAUUUUCAGAAUGAGAGUGCAGUGGCCCUGGCUGCUGCUGGCACUCGGCACUUACAAGAAGCAGAACAAACCAAAACCAGUGGUGCUGAGCACUGGUGGAAGAUCCACGAGGCCUGCAUGCUCGCCCUAGGCUCAGUGAAGUCCAUCAUCACGGACAGUGUGAAGAGCGGCAGGAUCCAGUUCGACAUGCAUGGCUUCCUGACCAAUGUCAUCCUUACAGACCUCAACCUCUCUGUGUCUCCUUUCCUCUUGGGUCGAGCACUUUGGGCUGCCAGUCGCUUCACUGUUGCUAUGUCCCCUGAACUGAUCCAGCAGUUCCUGCAGGCGACAGUUAGUGGUCUUCAUGAGUCACAACCACCAUCAGUUCGAAUUUCUGCUGUGCGAGCCAUCUGGGGUUAUUGUGAUCAACUGAAAGUCUCAGAAAGCACCCAUGUGCUUCAGCCCUUCCUCCCCAGCAUCCUUGAUGGCCUAAUUCAUCUUGCAGCCCAGUUCAGCUCAGAGGUCCUCAACCUCGUUAUGGAGACCCUGUGCAUCGUUUGUACUGUAGACCCAGAAUUCACAGCAAACAUGGAAAGCAAAAUCUGCCCCUUUACCAUCGCCAUUUUCCUCAAGUACAGUAAUGAUCCUGUCGUUGCCUCACUGGCUCAAGAUAUCUUCAAGGAGCUGUCUCAGAUCGAAGCUUGUCAAGGCCCCAUGCAGAUGCGGCUCAUUCCCACCCUCGUCAGCAUCAUGCAGGCCCCAGCAGACAAGAUUCCUGCGGGGCUGUGUGCGACAGCCAUUGAUAUCCUGACUACAGUAGUACGGAAUACAAAGCCUCCCCUUUCCCAGCUUCUCAUCUGUCAAGCGUUCCCUGCCGUGGCACAGUGCACCCUUCACACGGAUGAUAACGCCACCAUGCAGAAUGGUGGAGAGUGCUUGCGGGCCUAUGUAUCAGUGACACUGGAACAGGUAGCCCAGUGGCAUGAUGAACAAGGUCACAACGGACUCUGGUAUGUGAUGCAAGUGGUGAGCCAGCUUCUAGACCCCCGCACCUCAGAGUUCACUGCAGCCUUUGUGGGCCGCCUCGUCUCCACCCUUAUCUCCAAGGCAGGACGGGAGCUUGGGGAAAAUCUGGACCAGAUUCUUCGUGCCAUCCUCAGUAAGAUGCAACAGGCAGAGACCCUCAGUGUCAUGCAGUCUCUGAUCAUGGUAUUUGCACAUCUGGUGCACACUCAGCUAGAACCUCUCUUGGAGUUCCUGUGUAGCCUCCCUGGACCUACUGGUAAACCUGCCCUGGAGUUUGUGAUGGCUGAGUGGACAAGCCGACAACACCUGUUCUAUGGACAGUAUGAAGGCAAAGUUAGCUCGGUGGCGCUGUGUAAACUGCUCCAGCAUGGCAUCAACGCGGAUGACAAACGGCUACAGGAUAUCCGUGUGAAGGGAGAAGAAAUCUACAACAUGGAUGAGGGCAUCCGUACCCGCUCAAAGUCAACCAAAAACCCAGAGCGCUGGACAAACAUUCCUUUGCUGGUCAAGAUCCUGAAGCUGAUUAUCAACGAGCUGUCCAACGUCAUGGAGGCGAAUGCCGCUCGCCAAGCUACCCCUGCAGAGUGGAACCAAGAUGACUCCAAUGAUAUGUGGGAGGACCAGGAGGAGGAAGAGGAGGAAGAAGAGGAUGGUUUAGCUGGCCAGCUUUUAUCUGACAUUCUUGCUACAAGUAAAUAUGAGGAGGAUUACUACGAAGAUGAUGAGGAAGACGACCCGGACGCUCUGAAGGAUCCUCUCUAUCAGAUUGACCUGCAGGCCUAUCUCACAGACUUCCUCUGCCAGUUUGCUCAGCAGCCCUGCUACGUAAUGUUCUCGGGCCACCUUAAUGACAACGAGAGGCGGGUUCUACAGACCAUUGGCAUCUAAAGGGGGUGUCUUUCCACCUGUGCUUCCCGUUUGGGCCCAACCAUGGACCAUUCUGCAGUCCUCUGGCCAAGAGAUCCUCUUCCCAGCCUAGAGUGGCUUUCUGGAGUGACGUUGACCAACUCCCGAGACCACGAUCACCAGUGCUGGCACUUAGGAAUGACGGAACAAAGGACAUUUCUCAGCAUCCCUGUGAAGAUACCCCAUUUCUGGAACCUUCUUUCUCCCCAGCUCUGCCCCCAUCUCUAUUCCUUGUGUUUUCUGCUGGUCAGUCCAGAAACAUCUAUACCCAAAAGGAUUAUGGGUUCAUGGAUUAUUUUGCCCCACCCCAGGAGCACAGGAAAUCACGACCAUUUUUAUCCUAAAACAUACUGUCUACUUUCAUGGGACGUCUGAUAUAAUCAGAUGAGAAUUCCCUCGAGAGAUCAUCGUGCUGUCUGCCCUCAACCACUCAUCAGUGGCCUGGGUUCUCAGUGGGAACAAGUGAGCGCAGCACCAUGCUCAGCCCUUUCCAGUGCCCGCCUUCCUGUCCUGCAACACUAAGACUCUUCUGUCAAAGGAAGUCAUCUUGGUUCCGCUUCAUUGCAUGACAGAGCCUUCCCCCAGGCUGUUCCUAUAUAUACAUGCAUACACAAAACAAGCCAGACAGAUGGCGAUUUGUUUUUCCUUUUUUAGAAAAAUGGAAAAAGAAAAAAAUGAAGUUUUUUAAAAUCCACCUGACCUAACUAUAUUUAAUAGCCUCUCAUAUGUUACCACAGAAUCUGGUAUUCAGAGGCUGUCCCCUGACCCUCAAUGAGCCUCUAAAGUGGUUAAGUUGUAGCCCUCAAAUUUGCAACCUGUAUUUUUCUAGGACAGUAAAGUAAUCUUUACAAAUGAA